Antrostomus carolinensis (chuck-will's-widow) is the source of this 731-nucleotide messenger RNA. RefSeq names its product anoctamin-3-like. The record is from RefSeq and is a predicted model, not a curated record. Lineage: Eukaryota; Metazoa; Chordata; Aves; Caprimulgiformes; Caprimulgidae. Gene Ontology annotation, molecular function: protein dimerization activity.
GUAUGAAUACAAGCAAGAGUGAGACAGUGAAAGAGCAUCCAUUAAAACCCUCCAGAAGAUCUAUGCCAUGCCUAGUCCAGAGCCAAACACAUCCGCAGAGUCUGAGCAAGCAUUCAUCAUUUCUGCAGCCAAAUCGUGUGCAGCCACAGCCCCGGCCUCAGCCUCUAAGUGCAGGGACAUCGACAGCUACAGUGGAUGCAGCAUCAGAACGAGCUAAAGUGAUGGAGACUUUGGAAAACAACUUGCUUAAGCUGUCUAAUACAGAAUACAGUGAUCCAUUUUUGGAUGUAGGAAAGGACAAAGACACAUACACAGAUGAUUCAGAACAUGGAAAUUAUGAUGCUCGUACGGAUCAGUCAUUGCUUAUUCAAAACAAACUUACCAGACAGAAAACAGAACCUCGGACUAAAUCAUCUUUAGCAAAGUUCGCAUAUUAUCACUAGGGGUUCAAGAGCUAUAAAGAAGCUGUGUCUGUACAGUAGCCUGGUUUACUGCCUUUUUUGGUAUCCACUGAUAUUUACUAUAAUCCUGUAUAUCCAGACUGGCUUUGUACUGAUGCCAUGGCAUCAUCAGGCCUCUUCUUCAAAGACGGCAAAAAACGCAUUGAUUACAUCUUGGUCUACAAGAAGUCAAGCCCACAGGUGGAAAAAAGAAGCACAUUUGAGAAGAAUUUGAGAGCAGAAGGGUUGAUGUUAGAACGAGAGGUGCGUCUUGUAGCUUAUGUGCUAUAA